Hirundo rustica (Barn swallow) is the source of this 1990-nucleotide messenger RNA. It is a transcript of the gene NPFFR2, whose product is annotated as neuropeptide FF receptor 2. The transcript has 6 exons. NCBI's taxonomy places the organism in Eukaryota, Metazoa, Chordata, Aves, Passeriformes, Hirundinidae. Gene Ontology annotation, molecular function: neuropeptide receptor activity; peptide binding; opioid receptor binding. The coding region runs from base 495 to 1739 and encodes 414 amino acids. Gene Ontology annotation, cellular component: membrane. The record is from RefSeq and is a predicted model, not a curated record. Gene Ontology annotation, biological process: regulation of MAPK cascade; G protein-coupled receptor signaling pathway; regulation of cAMP-dependent protein kinase activity.
CAUUUCAAAAGGGGAAAUUUGCCUCUCAAGCUGCACUUGUUGUCCUUUAUGAAAGUAAAUGUCAGUAAGAAAAAAUUAUUUGAUUGCAACUGGCUAUUUUUAGGGUGUGUUUUCUUCCACAGCUCCUUUCUCCCAGCUGAAAACCUAUUGGGAUAUUUGGAGAUAAACUACUCCGAGCCCUGGAAGAUUCUGUGAGGGUAAAAAUCACACAUAAAAAUCAAGAUACCAAGAUGACAAACCCAGCAGAUUUUGCAUAGGGGUGAAGCAGUGGUGGCUGCUCCGGUGGAUUCCUUCCACGUGCAACAUAAAAAUAGUUGCAUCACUUCAUAAGGAUUUUGCACUGCUACUUUAACAACAGGAAACUGACUUUCUACAUCCAGAGUGUGAUAAGGGACAAUCCUGCCACGGAAUGACCAAGAACUUCUGCCUCAGAUCAUCAGAGACCCCUUGAAAAGCCAAACUCCAGCAGGGCACGUUAGAACACGAGGAAGAAAAUGGACUCGAACUCUUCUUUGGAUUGGCCUCAGGUGCUGAAUUACAACAGGACAUACAAGUACCUCUACUUGGAAGGAAAUGUCUCCUAUGUGGACUUCUACCUCCACCAGCCCUCGGUGGCUGCUGUCUUCAUCACCUCCUACCUCCUCAUCUUCCUCCUCUGCAUGGUGGGCAACGGGGGCGUUUGUUUCAUCAUCCUGUGGAGCAAGCACAUGCGCACGGUCACCAACCUGUUCAUCCUGAACCUGGCCGUCAGUGACUUGCUGGUGGGGGUCUUCUGCAUGCCCACCACCCUCCUGGACAACAUCAUUGCAGGAUGGCCCUUUGGGAGCCUGGUGUGCAAGAUGAGCGGCAUGGUCCAAGGAAUCUCUGUUUCUGCCUCUGUCUUCACUCUGGUUGCUAUUGCUGUGGACAGGUUCCGGAGCAUUGUGCAUCCCUUCAAGCAGAAGCUGACCGUUCCCACUGCCGUGGCCAUCAUCGCGGUCAUCUGGAUCCUGGCCGUGGCCAUCAUGUGUCCCUCGGCACUCCUGCUGCAGGUGCAGGAGGAGAAGCAUUUCCGGGUGCUCCUGGGCUCUGGCAACGCCACCCGCCCGGUGUUCUGGUGCCGGGAGGAGUGGCCUGACCCGGGAAUGAGGAAGAUCUACACGACGGUUCUCUUUGCCAACAUCUACCUGGCUCCCCUGUCGCUCAUCGUCGUCACGUACGCCAGGAUCAGCAUUUCCCUCUCCCACACGGCCACGCCUGGGGCAGGGCAGCGCAGCCAGGAGCAGCAGCGGCACCGCGCAUGGAAGAGGAAACAAAAAGUCAUCAAAAUGCUCACCGUUGUGACUUUGCUUUUCACCCUGUCCUGGCUUCCCCUGUGGACCCUGAUGCUGCUCUCGGACUACGCCAGCCUUUCUGACCUCCAGCUGCAGCUCAUCAACAUCUACAUUUAUCCCUUCGCUCACUGGCUCGCCUUCUUCAACAGCAGCAUCAACCCCAUCAUCUACGGCUUCUGCAACAAGAACUUCCGCCGGGGCUUCCAGGCCGUCUUCAAGCUCCAGCUCUGCUCCAGGGCGGCCUGUUCCCAGCCAGGCCCAAGCAAUGCCAUCCUGCCCGCUGCCCACUGCCAGACGCCCCAGCACGGAGCUCCUCAAACAGCUGCGGAGGAGAGGAAGCCAGUUAAGAAAGGAAAUUGGGUGAACAGCCAGCAGCACUUGAUCAUGGAGGAUCUCAAAGAGCCCUGCAACAACGGGAUCAAGUGAAACGCGCUGUGACUCCGUGACUCUCCCAGAGCAGCGGAGACAGGGUUGCUUGAACCAUAUUUGUGGUCACAUCUCAGCCUGUGAGUAAUCCCUUAUCCUGUGACUCUCAUGGACUGAAAUAUUGCAGACACGGUCUGGAACCCACCAGCCCCUGGAUUUUCUUGUGGCUGUGCUCCUUCCCGGACACUGUGAAUGCCAGCUGGGUCUUACUCAAAUGACAAAAGUCAACACUUUCCAUCCCAUUCCAUUUA